Molecule: messenger RNA, 4693 nt
Organism: Ruditapes philippinarum (Manila clam)
Lineage: Eukaryota; Metazoa; Mollusca; Bivalvia; Venerida; Veneridae
Product: ARF GTPase-activating protein GIT2-like
Exons: 20
Coding region: 43-2439 (798 amino acids)
Biological process (GO): regulation of ARF protein signal transduction; brain development
Molecular function (GO): GTPase activator activity; protein binding
Source: RefSeq, a predicted model, not a curated record
GUUACGUCGUUGCAAACAUUAGGUUCUUCUGAAUAAGCAAAUAUGCGUAUGCGGAAAUCUAAGAUACCCGUUUUGACAGUCCUAAUGUCGAGGGGUAAAGUGAGGACGGCGGGGGACCAGUGUGCCGACUGCGGUGCCUCAGAACCAAGCUGGGCCUCGAUCAACCGUGGUGUAUUGAUAUGUGAUGAGUGCUGUAGUGUUCAUAGAAGUCUUGGUCGACAUAUUUCUCAAGUAAAAUCACUUAAAAAAGGGCAAUGGUGCCCAACACAACUUGCAAUGGUUCAGCAUCUAGCCAGUCAUGGAGCAAACAAUAUAUGGGAAUAUUCUUUAUGGGAUCCCUCACAGAAACAUGGCCGACGUAAACCAGCAUCCAGGGAUCAAGUGCAUCCUGUGAAGGCAGAUUUUAUACGUGCCAAGUACCAGUUCCUGUCAUUUUUGAACAAAAGUAAAGACACAGAUAUAACAUCACUAGAUGAUAUCAGUCAGCAAUUACACUCUAGUGUUCGAACAAACAAUUUAGAAACAGUGUUGAGGUUAAUAUCUAAAGGUGCUGAUCCAAAUUAUUACCACCCGGAGAAGGGUAAUUGUCCAUUACACGUGGCCGCGGGAUCAGGUCAGAUUUUACAGAUUGAACUUCUAGUCAUUUACGGUGCUGAUCCGGGAGCAUUGGAUGCGUUCGGAAAAACACCUAUAGACUAUGCCAAAGCUGAAGGUCAUGAAGAUAUAGCUAACAGACUAGUUGAGUGUCAAUAUGAACUCACUGAUAGGCUAGCCUAUUACCUUUGUGGCAAAAAACCUGAACACUACAAAGGUCAACAUUUUAUCAUCCCAGAAAUGGCCGACAGUAGUUUAGAUAUGUCAGAGCUCGCAAAACAAGCCAAGAAGAAAUUACAACAGUUGUCAAACCACCUUUUUGAAGAAUUAGCUAUGGAUGUUUAUGAUGAAGUAGAUAGGAGAGAGAAUGAUUCAGUCUGGUUGUCGACACAUGACCACACGUCGAUCGUCAGCGAUCGUCAAGCUGUUCCCUUCCUUCCAGUCAACCCAGAAUUCUCCGCCACGAGAAAUCAGGGUCGACAGAAACUUGCACGAUUUAACGCCCGCGAGUUUGCCACCUUAAUUAUAGAUAUACUCAGUGAUGCCAAAAGAAGACAGACAGGAAUCAUGUCCCCGCCACUUACAAUCAAAGAGAAAAUGGAGAAGAGAGAAAGUUUACCAGCCACACCGUCAUCAUUUCAUCGUGUUGCAAACAGUUUUGCCAGUGAUGAUGAACCAUUAUACGACAGUGUCGCGUCAGACGAAGACUAUAGUAGUGUCGAUAACCUUAGUCUGCAAAAUAUGAAAACUGACGAGUCAGCACAUAAUACUUCACAAGAUAUACACAUGCAUCAUGAUGAUAAAGAAUCUACCCCAGUCCCUGUCUCCAAUGAUCAUAGGAAGUCAACAACAGAAGUGCCAAAUGAGAGUCACAUGCCGCGGGAGGUUGAAGAGGUGCUGGAGAUACGGCAAGCCCUGAUGCAUUCACAGUCAGAGGUUCGCCAACUCAUACAGGCCAAUAAAAACUUACAAAAUGAAGUCGAGAGACUUAACAACUUGGUACAUACUUUAGUGCAUGAGAACUCUAUGCUACGGGAACAACAACAACAGCUUUUACGGGGUCAAGGUCACAUGCACAAUGGAGUCGAAGGUCAGGACCAACUGGGCAGGAUUCCUGUGGUUCAGUCACGGUCUGCAAGAAACAGUGGUGGCGCUCGUCCGCAGUCCAUGUUCGAGCCACGAAACCAGGAGAGGCUUUCACAAAAGUCGAACAAAGGUCAGUCGAAAGAUGAUUUGUAUCCAGUUCAGUCAGGAGGUGAUGUUGGUCAAAUGGAAGGAAACAAGUCAUCGAACACAAGUUCGGGAUCGUCAUUUUCUCAGGGCAGCGGUGAACUACGCAAUGACUCGCUAGGUCACUAUGACAACCCGAUGUCUCACUACGACAAUCCACGCUCACUUCCUGUUGAACAAUGUGCAAUAAGGGAACAAUGUGAAUAUGAAAGUUCACGAGGGGAAAGUAUGGAAGGAAUUGAGGGAUUCCCGACAUUAGAGCUUCUCAUGUUAAAGACGGAAAAAAUUACAAAGAAAAUCCAGGAACUCUUACUCUCUGCACAAGAACGCAAUAUUGCCAGUUAUGGCCCUUGUGCAGAUAAUAUCCACGCAGCAGUAUUAGAGAUGGCGGCUGUGUUUCCACAGAAACCAUUCUCAGAAAGCGUGAAAUGUGCGUUGCAUUUACUGAUGACAAGUGCAGUUCGGCUGCAGGAAGAAUGUUCGGAGUGUAUUGACCUACCCUCUGACCCCGCAGAGGAAUUGACCUUUGACCCUUCUAUUAAAACGCAACAAGUGAUUCAGUGUGCCUAUGAUAUUGCCAAAUCUGCCAAGCAGCUAGUGACUUUGUUUCAAUGAUCUUUAUUUUAAAUCGGCUGGUUGAUCCAGAUUGUUAAUAGUUAAAUGGAGACAUUUUAUGGUUAUUUUCUGUUAAAGGGAGACAAUUUGCAGUUAUUUUUUGUUCAAGGGAGGUAAUUUGUGAAAAUUUCCCAUGAUUUAAAUGAAAAUGUGCAGUUAUUUCCUGUUAAAGGGAGAUAAUUUCUGGAAGUUUCCUGUCAAAGGGAGAAAAUGUGCAGUUAUUUUGUGUUAAAGGGACAGUUUUUUCCAGUUCAAGGGAAGCAAUUCACAGUUCUUUCCUAUUCAAGGGAGACAAUUUACUGUGUAUUAUUGACUCCAAACCUUGUUUAGGGGAGUUAUUUUUACUGAGAAGCUGCUGGUCUCCUUGGAAAGGAAAUAAUACUUUAUGUUACCCAGUAAUAAGGAAUAGUUUCACAGAAAUCUCUGUUAGCUAUAAAUAAAAGAUUAUUUUAUCAAAGAUUAUUAGAUUUAUAUGAUGAAACAACUGUUUUAAUAAAAGCAAAAUGUUUCAUAAGACAAGAAAACACUUGACAUGAUGGAAGAAGUGGGAUUAUUUACCUGAAAAUUGAUAACAAUAGGUGCUUAGAUUUGAAUAAAUUCAUAUAAAAUGGCAAUAGUGUUUCCAAAAUCAAUAGUCUCAUAAAUACAGGGAGACAACUCUUAAAAAUAUGCUAAAUUCAUGUAAUGGAUUUUCCCUGUUACAAAUUUGGGACAGUCCAUUUAGAACUUAUAGGGGGAUUUCUGCUAUAAACUACAAAAAAUGAGCUGCCAUCAGUAUAUAGCCAGGUCAGACUGCACAAACAUUCAGGCUGGUCUGGCUCUAUACUGGUCGCAAAGACUAAUCACUAUGAGUUCAAGCAACUAUGUGUUCAGUCAAAGCCAUUUUGUCAAAAGAAAAAGUAUCGUAAUUGCCAUCAUACUUAAUUGAGCUGUAUGAACAAAAGUCCUUUUUAUCACACACCCGUGCCGAUUUUGUGACUCUGUAAAUAUGGUAUUGCACGGACGUGCAUAUAUUUUGACAUAACAUCAUUAGCGUUAUACAAACAUAGUGUAAAGACGCGCUAAAUGUUAGCGUUAUACUAUAGGCGUGUCAAUGAAAAAUGACUUAUUUCACUCCAAACGGUCUUUUUUUUCCGUAUGUGAUAAAUAGUAUAUUUAAUUUGUGUAAGUUCAUUACUGAAUUUAUUGCACUCGUUGAAUAAAAUAAUAUGCUCGCCAGAGGCUCGCAUAAUAUAAUUUUAUUCAACUUGUGUAAUAAAUUCAGUAUUGAGCUUACACUCAUUCAAUAUCCUCUAUUAAUUAGUUUAAACAAUAUUUAUUUAUAAUCCAUACAUAUAAUAAUAAGGUACAUGAAAAAAAAAUUAUGGAUUGAAUAGGAAGUUUGAAAAGCUUUUUAUAUGCCCGAAAGAAUUUCGGGCAUAUUAUGUUAUACCCCCUGGCGUCCGUCCGUACGUCCGUCCGUCCGUCUGUUAGCAAUUUGGUUUCCGGAGCAUAACUUAAGUUCCAUUUGGCCCACAGUAUUCAAACUUCAUAGGAUGAUUGCCCAUAUUGGGUAGAAGACCCCUAUUGAUUUUGGGGUCACAAGGUCAGUCACUAUUAGCUAAAUACUGAAAAUGGUUUCCGGAGCAUAACUUAAGUUCCAUUUGACCCACAGUAUUCAAACUUCAUAGGAUGAUUGCCCAUAUUGGGUAAAAGACCCCUAUUGAUUUUGGGGUCACAAGGUCAAAGGUCAAGGUCACUAUUAGCUUAUUACUGAAAAUGGUUUCCGGACCAUAACUUAAGUUCCAUUUGACCCACAGUAUUCAAACUUCAUAGGGUGAUUGCCAAUAUUAAGUAGAAGACCCCUAUUGAUUUUGGGGUCACAAGGUUAAAGGUCAAGGUCACUUUUAGCUAAAUACGUAAAAUGGUUUCCGAAGCAUAACUUAAGUUCCAUUUGACCCACAGUAUUCAAACUUCAUAGGAUGAUUGUCCAUAUUGGGUAGAAGACCCCUAUUGAUUUUGGGGUCACAAGGUCAAAGGUCAAGGUCACUAUUAGCUUAAUACUGAAAAUGGUUUCUGGAGCAUAACCUAAGUUCCAUUUGGCCCACAGUAUUCAAACUUCAUAGGAUGAUUGUUCAUAUUGGGUAGAAGACCGCUAUUGAUUUUGGGGUCACAAGGUCAAAGAUCAAGGGAUUACUAUCACCUUUAAACUGGAAACAGUUUUCGCUCAAUAACUCAAGUAUUAAUCGAACUACAGCUGUAAAAUUUUAUAGGA